CUGGCCCGCUCUUCUGCUGGCCCGCUCUUCUGGCCGGGUUUGUUUUCCCAAAAAAUAUGGCGCCUCCUCGGGCUCGGGCCUUUUGACUGCAAGGAGCUACAUAGCAGCCACAAAGAGCUGGCAGGGUGGUGCAUGCAAACCACUCACGAGUCGGAACCUCCUCUUGCAUUGCUACAAAAUCAGGCCCACUUGGACACAGCUGAUCAGCAGCUUGCGCAACAGUAGCUGAGCGACAUUGUGCGGGCAGUGUGCAUGAUAGCAAUGGAGACAAUCUACGCAGUCGCCCUCGCUGUCGCGUUUGUGCUGCUCAUGCAGAAGCUGAUCAGGUUCGCCUUGGCUGACGCUGAUCUAAGACUCCUUGCCGCCGGGCCAGCUCCCAAAGGCACCUUCAAUGGCAAAGUGGUAUGGAUCACGGGGGCCAGUCAAGGCAUUGGAGCGGUCAUGGCCCAGAAGCUGUCAGCGGAUGGAGCCAAGCUGAUCCUUUCGGCGCGCCGCUUGAACGAGCUGACUCGGGUGGCAGCAUCUUGUACAGGUCCGCAUGCAAACGACGUGUCCAUCCUCACACUAGACCUGAGCGACACGUCCCAAAUUCCCCGAUCGGUGGAGCUAGCCCAAAAAGCGUUCGACGGCCAGGGGAUCGACUACCUGAUCCACAACGCAGCCUACGCGCGCCCGAAGCUCCCCGUAGAGGACUUUCCGGAGGAUCUGACCAAGGCCACGUUUGCGGUGAACGUACUGGGGCCGAUUGCUCUGACGCGGGCCGUGCUGCCGGGGAUGCUGAAGAGAAAGACGGGGCACAUAGUUGUGUUGAGCAGCGCGGCCGGCAAGAUCCCGAGCCCGCUGCAGAGCGUGUACGCGGCGACAAAGCACGCCAUGCAAGGCUACUUCCGGUCGCUCUACUUUGAGACUCACGCGCGAGGCAUUAACGUCACCAUCGCCGUCCCCGGCCCCAUCGCCAGCCGGGUCGGGGCCGGUGCCCCGGGCAGCUCCCCGGAGGCGUCCGGGGCAAAUCCAGCCGUCCACGUGGCAGAUCCGACGGCUCCGGACGUAAACGCGAACGAGUACGCGGAGGAGGAGAAGGGCCGGAUGACUGUGGAGCGGUGCGCGGACCUGAUCCUGGCGGGAACGGCGCACCGGUUGCCGGAGAUUUGGAUCUCGAACCAUCCGGUGUUGGCCUUCUUGUACGUGGCGCAAUGGCUCCCGGAACUGGGGGACCUGAUCGCGAAACGGGUUGGCACUUCCCGAGUGCGCCGCUACCGGACGGGCCAAAAGGACUCGUACUCUCUAGCGGCCUUGCUUGGAUUUGGUAAGAAGAAGCCAGAAGAGGCGCCGAGAGCCGAGGGAAGGAAGGCUGAGUAACAGUAGUUUUUCACACUCCCUGCUUCGGGUUACGUCGAAGGCGAACAUGCAGACUUCGAGUUUGUUGGUCUGGUAAUUACCAUGUAUAAAGAUCCUUGAGGGCCGCCUGCUUCAUUGUUCAUA
Molecule: messenger RNA, 1482 nt
Organism: Klebsormidium nitens
Lineage: Eukaryota; Viridiplantae; Streptophyta; Klebsormidiophyceae; Klebsormidiales; Klebsormidiaceae
Source: the annotation of a GenBank genome assembly